Staurois parvus is the source of this 350-nucleotide messenger RNA. The record is from the annotation of a GenBank genome assembly. NCBI's taxonomy places the organism in Eukaryota, Metazoa, Chordata, Amphibia, Anura, Ranidae.
CAGGGGUGGACUGACCAUUUGGAAACUCGGGCACUGCCCAAGGGCCCAGGGUCAGUAGGGGGUCCCAUGAGAUGCCCCUGGUACCUUUUCAUAGGCUUUUUUGAGUUUGGGCAAGGACACAGGGGCCCCAUGAUCCCCUAUUGCCCAGGGGCCCCAUGAGUUGUCAGUCCGCCCCUUCUUGCGACACUGGUCUGAGCACUCUUAAAGGUGAUGACAGAGGUACAAGGCUCAAAGAAGCACGGGUGCCGGUAGCUUGGUAGCAGAUGCCCCUGGUACCUUUUUCAUAGGCUUUUUUGAGUUUGGCCAAGAACACAGGGGCCCCAUGAUCCCCUAUUGCCCGGGGGCCCAAU